This is a messenger RNA of Penicillium subrubescens, 2496 nucleotides long. RefSeq names its product NCBP1 family protein. The record is from RefSeq and is a predicted model, not a curated record. Gene Ontology annotation, cellular component: nucleus; nuclear cap binding complex. The coding region runs from base 1 to 2496 and encodes 831 amino acids. Gene Ontology annotation, biological process: mRNA export from nucleus; nuclear-transcribed mRNA catabolic process, nonsense-mediated decay. The transcript has 7 exons. Lineage: Eukaryota; Fungi; Ascomycota; Eurotiomycetes; Eurotiales; Aspergillaceae. Gene Ontology annotation, molecular function: mRNA binding; RNA cap binding.
AUGGCCGACUACGAGCGCCGGAACAAUGGCUACCGGGGUGGUGGUGGUGGUAGUGGUGGUGGCGGGCGCAAGCGCCGCUAUCGAGAUGAUGAGGACUUUGAUCGCCGCCCUCAGAGACGGAGAUACGAGGAGCCACUGUUUGUGCAGAUCCGCCGGCAGCUAUUGACCAUUGCGGAAUCGGCUGCUCGGAGAGUCGAGGAUGAUGUCGUGAUAAUUGCAAAGACUGUGGCUGAAAAUUAUGACGACGAAGAGCUGCGCGACACCUUGAUCAACAUUUCCCUUGACCUCGUCUUGGAACAACCGAUGAAGAUUCCCUUCGUUGCUGCGACAGCCCUAUUCGCGUACAACAACAAGCCGGAGCUGGGAACGGAGCUCUUGAACAAGGCGGCGUCGGCUCUCCAGAAAUACAUUGAUUCCGGAUCAUGGCGCGAGGUCAAGCUUCUCGUCCGGUUCCUGGGAUGUCUGCAGCCUCUUUUCGAGGGCGAUGGCAUCUUUACACUUUUGGAGGAGCUGUUUGCCCGCGCGGUUGAUCUCCAGACCGCAUCCUCGGAAGACUUGCUCGGUCUGGAGCUUGUCAAAAUUAUCCUCUUCACCAUUCCCUAUGUGAUGUCGUCCCCUGCUACUGGCUUCGAAUCUCAAGCUUCCGCACUUCUCGAAAAGACCGACAUCAUUGCCUCUACUCCCCACGCCCUUGUGGACUUGGUCAACACAUUCAGUCCCGUAGAGAAUGAGUCCGCAGCUGGUCCCAGUUUGAUCAGUGUUCUUCAGGGCCAGCUUCAGGGUGAAGCUAGCAAAGGUUGGGAGUUGAAGUGUCUGCCCCGACCAUGGAAGGAUGUCCGGGAAUCAGAUGGGGACGAGCAAAAGCCUUUCGAGGCAGUGGCCAAGAUCGCCUUCCCGCAGAUCACUGUCCCCAACCCUGUGCCCUAUGGACCCCGGGCUCUUUUCCCGGAGGUCUACCUCUCGGUCUACGCUAAACAGGAGGUUGAUACCGUGCCUCCCGUCUCGGACAUCACCUCCUCGCUCUUGCGAGACGCCUUGGUGGAUACCCUCAACCUCCUCGACUUUAACCGCGUCGCAACGGCUAAGUACCUUAUCGACGUGGAUUGCUAUUACACCCGCCACACCUUCGUCAAGCGUGCUACGCCGUUUGACCGCAUGCGUGAGAUUGCUGGUGAUAACACAGCAUGGAAGCCCGAGGACAUGGCGGUGGAUGCGGUCUUUUCACAGCUGUUCCAGCUGCCUACGCCGGAACACAAGCUUGUGUACUAUCACUCCGUAUUGACCGAGUGCUGCAAGAUCGCCCCUGCAGCAAUUGCCCCGAGCUUGGGCCGUGCCAUUCGAUUCCUGUACAACAGCUUGGAGACCAUGGAUCUGGAACUGAGCAACCGGUUCUUGGAUUGGUUCGCCCACCACCUGAGCAACUUUGGUUUCACCUGGAAGUGGAGUGAAUGGGUUGAGGGUCUCGAGCUUCCUGCCAUACAUCCUCGGAUGGCAUUCAUUAACGGAGCUUUGGACAAGGAAAUUCGACUGAGCUUUGCGCAGCGUAUUAAGGGUACUCUGCCCGAGCCUUACCUGCCUUUGAUCACAGAGAGCAAGGAGAAGGACACACCUGAAUUCAAAUAUUCCUCCGAAGCAACCCCAUACUCCAAGGAAGGACAAGAGCUCAUGCAGCUCAUCCGCAAAAAGGCAACCGAUGAUGAACUCCAGCCCAUCAUUGCUGCCAUCGAAGAGCAAGCACAGGGCCUGGGUGUGGAAGACCCUAAGGUUCCUUCGACAGACGCCCUCGUUACUUCCAUCUGCUUCGUGGGUUCCAAGUCUCUGUCCCACGUCCUGUCCUGCAUCGAGCGUAACAAGGACCGUCUGCUCGCCGUUGGUGCAGCCUCUGAGAAGGCCCGCUUGCAAAUAAUCACCUCGGUCAUGGAGUACUGGGCCGACCAGACGGGCAUUGCCAUCAACAUCAUCGACAAGCUGCUCAACUACACCAUUAUCAGCCCUAUGUCCGUUCUGGAGUGGGCUCUCAUUGACCACAUCGAGGCUGGCGCCAUCCUCUCCAAGCCCCACAUCUACGAGAUGAUCGCCGCCACCGUUGGCAAGGUCACCAACCGUAUGCGCCAGAUUGUGGCUGCUCGCACUCAGAAAGGCCUGUACGAGCCCCAGCUCAGUGUUCUUGAAGACACUCUGAUCCGCGAACGGGUCGAGAUGAAGAAUCUCUUCAAGUUCAUCGAGGACGCCGUUGUCUCCGUUGCCACCGGCAGCAACGACGAGCUCAUGGAGCGUGGCGAUGGAUCCGGUGAUAUGCCCGAAGACGCCAUCCUCCGCCAAUGGGGCCGCCGCUGGCUGCGUGUCUUCCGCCGUAAGGCUGCCGUCGAGGACGCCUUCAUCUCUGAUGCGCUGGUCAAUGCCACCCCGGUUGGCACCAAUGCCCCCAUGCGCGAGGAUCCUGCGGAUACCGCGGCUGACGGGGACAUUCACAUUGCUGAUGCGGAUGGGCAAUAA